Messenger RNA from Carassius carassius (crucian carp), 1721 nucleotides. Its product is annotated as protein disulfide-isomerase TMX3-like. Gene Ontology annotation, molecular function: protein disulfide isomerase activity. The transcript is spliced from 16 exons. Gene Ontology annotation, biological process: peptidyl-cysteine oxidation. Lineage: Eukaryota; Metazoa; Chordata; Actinopteri; Cypriniformes; Cyprinidae. The record is from RefSeq and is a predicted model, not a curated record. Bases 89 to 1492 code for a protein of 467 amino acids. Gene Ontology annotation, cellular component: endoplasmic reticulum.
UCUGUGUAGUGCACUGCGUGUCAUCCACUAUCGAGGGAACAAGAGCGUGACGCAGCUUCAGCGCUCUGACCGAAGACUGUCACUGCGCAUGCGCUGCUGCCGCCGCUCACAUUUCCGGUUGAUGCUCUUCUCAUUCGGAGCCAUGGCGCUGCUGACAGCGGUUUUCUCUUGUCUUCUCUUCAGCCCCGCGGUUGCUUUGGUGCAGGAGCUCGAUGACACGUUUAAAGACAGCAGGAUGGAGGAUGUUUGGCUGGUGGAAUUCUACGCUCCGUGGUGUGGAUACUGUAAGAAGCUGGAGCCGGUCUGGCAGGAGGUGGGGGUGGAGCUGACCCGCUCGGGGUCACCGGUCCGAGUCGGAAAGAUGGACGCCACGGCAUACUCAGGUGUGGCGUCAGAGUUCGGCGUGCGAGGAUAUCCCACCAUUAAACUGCUGAAGGGGGAGCUGGCAUAUAAUUACAAGGGACCCAGAACCAAAGAUGACAUAAUCGAGUUUGCCAACAGAGUGGCUGGGCCAGCCGUGCGGUCGCUGCCCAGCAGACAGAUGUUCGAGCACGUCUUGAAGAGGCACAGUGUGUUGUUUCUGUAUGUCGGAGGCGAGUCUCCUCUGAAAGAGAAGUACACCGAGGUGGCGUCGGAGCUCAUUGUUUACACAUAUUUCUUCUCUGCGUCUGAAGACGUCUUACCAGAGUCUGUGACUUUGCAUGAAUUGCCUUCAGUGGUCGUCUUCAAAGAUGGAAGCUAUUUCACAUACGAUGAGUAUGAAGACGGCAGCUUGUCGUCCUGGGUGAACCGAGAGCGAUUCCAGAGUUACCUGCCCAUCGAUGGCUUCACGCUCUAUGAGCUGGGAGACACAGGUAAGUUGGUGGCGAUUGCAGUUACUGAUGAGAAAGAUCCGACGGAGCAGAGCAGCAGGUUGAAGGGUCUGAUCCAGAGAGUAGCUGCUGAACACCGGGAUCAGUUCAACAGAGAUUUCCAGUUCGGCCACAUGGAUGGGAACGACUACAUCAACAGCCUCAUAAUGGGCGAGGUGUCUGUGCCCAGCAUCAUCAUCCUCAACACCUCAAACGAGCAGUACUUCCUGCCAGCAGAGCCUGUGGAGGACCUUCAGCAGCUGCUCCAGUUCUUCAGCAGCGUCCUGGACGGCAGCGCCCCGGCGUAUGGAGGAGACGGCUUUCUCCAGAGGAUCAGGCGUGUGGCGUAUGAUGCCAGAUCCACUGUAAUGUCGGUGUUCCGCAGCUCUCCGCUGCUCGGCUGCUUCCUGUUCGGUCUGCCGCUAGGCGUCAUCAGUCUCAUGUGCUAUGGCAUCUGCACGGCCGAGACUGAGGACGACACAGAGCUGAUGAAGAGAGACGGCUUCACAGACGAAGAGGAAGAGGAGGGUGAGGAAGAAGAGCAGCAGCAGCUGACGGCUAGAACAGAAGACAUGGGAGAGGAGGAUGAAGACGAAGAGAAGAUCAAACAAAAGAGUCCAAGUGAAAAAAAAGUUGAUUAAUGAGAAACGAACGUCUGCGAAGAGGAAACCAUGGCCUAGAAUCUCCUCACUGGCUUUCAUUGUUUUCUAAUUCUUUAUUUUCAGAGUCGCUCUAAAUAUCCACCAAAAGUCUUGUUUCUGAAAUCUUCAAAAUCAGUCAUGCAGCUCUGCGUGUGACUGUAUCGAGUUACAUAAGCACAUAGACUGUUUUCAAGUGAAUUAAUAAUUAAUAAUCAUUGCCCUUAUGAGC